AGUUUUGUAUACUCAGGAGACUUGUCAAAGAAGUCUACGAUGAAGUUUGCUGUUUUCUGUGCACUGUUCGCAGUUGCAACUUGCGCCUCUUUGGGCCCAAGUUCCAUGGGUGGAGAUAUUGAAAGAAUAGUCCAAAAGUACGGCUACAAGAUCAACAAAUACGAGGUCCAAACUGAAGAUGGUUACAUCUUGAACUUCCACCGCCUCUACCAAGGUGCCGACGGUUCCAGCAACGAACAAACCGACAAAUCCGAAAGGGAAGUCGUCCUCUUGUUCCACGGCUACUUGUUCGACUCCGAAGAAUUCGUCAUGGGCGGCAAAACUGAAGCUUUGGCCUUCUACCUCAUCGAACAAGGUUUCGAAGUCUACCUCGCCAACGCCAGAGGUACUGUUUACGGCAUGAGACACGCACACUUGAACCCCAAGAGCGAUUCCGCCUUCUGGAGAUACUGCUUCCACGACAUCGGUGCCAAAGAUUUGCCGGCUGUCAUCGACAAAGUUUUGGAAAUUAGCGGACGUAGCAAACUCCACUUCAUCGGUCACAUGGAAGGUUCCGCCGCUUCUUACGUCCUCCUGUCCGAAAAACCCGAAUACAACGACAAAAUCGAAAAUCUGAUCUCCCUCGGACCUAUGGCUUACUUGCAAAACUCCAAGCACGAACUCAUCAACAAGGCCAUCAACUACGACAGAGUCACUUUCAACAAGAACUUCGGAAUGAGCACCUUCAACCCAAGCGAAUUGGUGAUGAAGGAUGUCAGAGACCGUUGCGUCAGCGAAAAGUACGAACGUAAAGUCUGCGACAACGCCUACUUCUUGAUGAACGGCUACAACUCCGUGAACUACAACGAAACCACCGUCGACGAAAUCUUGCCAAGAGUACCAAUUCAGGCCGCCUCCAAGGCACUCCUUCACUGGGUACAAAUCAAAAAAUCCGGACGUUUCGAAAAGUUCGACGAGAACUUCUCAGGCAAGACCCAAGGACUCCGUCAAGUUGAAGAGUACGACUUGUCCAAGAUCACGGUGCCAGUUGCCUUCUUGUACGCCCCCAACGACUACUUGUCCAGCGUUGAUGACAUCAACACUUUGAAGGGCAAGUUCACCAAGGUCUAUGGUGACUACAUGUUCGAGGAGUUCUCCAACAACAUGGAUCUCAUUCUUGCCAAGGAUGUUGAAAGGGUCAACCAGAAGGUUGUUGAAUUCUUGAAAGUCAACAGUGUUUGAUUAUCCUGUUGGAAUCAAUUGUACAUAGAAAUGGCAUAAAUAAAUUGUACAAAGUCUA
Messenger RNA from Aethina tumida (small hive beetle), 1279 nucleotides. RefSeq names its product lipase 1. The coding region runs from base 40 to 1221 and encodes 393 amino acids. Gene Ontology annotation, molecular function: hydrolase activity, acting on ester bonds. The record is from RefSeq and is a predicted model, not a curated record. Gene Ontology annotation, biological process: lipid metabolic process. NCBI's taxonomy places the organism in Eukaryota, Metazoa, Arthropoda, Insecta, Coleoptera, Nitidulidae. The transcript has 5 exons.